This is a messenger RNA of Eruca vesicaria subsp. sativa (arugula), 246 nucleotides long. NCBI's taxonomy places the organism in Eukaryota, Viridiplantae, Streptophyta, Magnoliopsida, Brassicales, Brassicaceae. The record is from the annotation of a GenBank genome assembly.
AUGGUAGAGGCCCAAGAUGGAUUUGAGGUAACUGCACAGUCCAAUCAAGUGGGAGAUGUGUUGAAGACCCUAAAGAAAAUGAUGACAGUGAUUAAGAGAGUUGAGAAGAAGGUUGAUCAGUUGGGUGGGAGAUUGGAACCGCUGGAGGCUUUUGUCAAGGAAGCAAAAAAACAUAAAACAAGAAAGAAGCGAAGAAGUGGGUUCAAGUGUGAAAGUCAAGUAAGCUGGAGAACCGAUACAAGUUAA